AUGGGCGACCGUGAAGCCGCAGGACGGUCGAGUUCAGUUCCAUCGGUGGGGAAUCAGUGUGGAAUCGCAGCGCGACGACGUUUAGCCUCGGCGGAGGUCCCAGCAGUGGAAGGGAGGAAGCAGCGAAGAGCCAAGAGCACGACGACGCCCGUCGACGGGGGGGCGCCACCGGAACCCUCCAUUCCUGUCAAGGACAAGCCGAAGGUAGCCGAGAUCGACAGAGGUGCCAAAGAUCGAGAUCACUUUCCUGCCGCGUUGCAAUAUCACACCGAAUAUAUCGACCAGCUGGUAAUCGUCGAACGCGAGAGGGAAAAGAAAUCUCCGGCGUUAUCGAAGAAUUUCUUGACGGAAUGUCACAUAAACGCCGAACAGAGGAGGCUGGUGGUCAUCUUUAUGAUACAUUUGGGAACGCAUUGCAGAUAUCCGUCGUACAUCGUGUACCAGUCGGUGAAGCUGUUCGAUUUGGUUAUGGAUACGAUACGCGUGGACACCGCGUUCAUUCAAUUAUGCGCGUUGGCCAGUCUGUGGAUCGCGCUGAAGAAGCAAGAGAAUUUUCACAAGAUUCCAACGGCUACGUCUAUGGUAGCUCUCGCGAAGGGACUGUACGCGGGAAGAGAAGAUUUGCUGAUAGAAUACGAGAGGAAAAUCCUACAGGUUCUGAAUUUUAACGUGUCGUUCGCUGACGCGUUCAGCCUGUUCACGUAUCAUCUGAUCAAUUGCAUACGUUUCGUGGACAUAUCCGACGAGACGACCGCCUUUCUCUACAACACCGGCUGCUAUCUGAUCGACCUGACACUGCUGGACGAGCAGUUCUGCCGAACGGCCGCAAGCCUGAUCGCUGUAACAGCAGCAGAGCUAGCUUUCGGUCUCGUUCUAGACGUCGCACCUGCCGUUCACGCGAGACCACGAUGGUUGUUUUGGAGAGGUUUGCUCUUUGCCGCAACUCCCCACAUGCCCGACAGGUUUCAGGACAAGGAGAUCGAUCAGACCAGGAUCAGGAUGUUGCGUCGCUUGUUGAGUUCCGGGAAGAAACACCACGGUUUCGACGUGGUGUAUAAGAAAUACAGUCGCAGCAGGUACAGUCGGAUAUCGGAGUCGUUGUUGGAGCGGGCCGGUAGAGUGUCCCCCACGGAGACGUUCUACGAUCCGUAGGAAAGGAUCCAUUAC
Molecule: messenger RNA, 1167 nt
Organism: Habropoda laboriosa
Lineage: Eukaryota; Metazoa; Arthropoda; Insecta; Hymenoptera; Apidae
Exons: 7
Coding region: 1-1152 (383 amino acids)
Biological process (GO): regulation of cyclin-dependent protein serine/threonine kinase activity; mitotic cell cycle phase transition
Cellular component (GO): cytoplasm; cyclin-dependent protein kinase holoenzyme complex; nucleus
Molecular function (GO): cyclin-dependent protein serine/threonine kinase regulator activity
Source: RefSeq, a predicted model, not a curated record